AUGUCAGGUCGAGAAAAAACUCAACCGUCUAACCCAGAUGAACAAAAUCAAAAAAGAACUCGCAAAGCGAGUGCAAUGCAAAGAAUCCGAAAACGAGUAGCCAACAGAGAUCCGGCAGCAGUUCUUGUGUUCGAAAGGAAGUUGCUAGUAGCAGCCACAGCUGGACUGAUCUUAGCUUUUAUUUUGUGGACAGUAGCUGUUAGUACAGACUUUUGGUUCCAUGUGUCCUCAUCAGAUGGCACUCCUAUUUAUAUGAACAGAACAAAUUCGUUUUUUGUCAGAAGCCACUCUGGACUUUGGACUAUUUGCAAGUACAUUCACGCAAAUGGAACUUUGACAAGUUUGGCAUCAAAGAACUGUCACAAUCAUCGACUCUUCCCUACAACAGAAUUCUUACAAAAGAACCCUGAAGUCGAUAGAACAAUUUUAGAUUAUACAAGAACAGAAACAGCAUUUGCGAUCAUCAGUUUUUGCCUCAUUGCAAUGGGUUUUGGCUUCAGUGUCUACACAUUUAAGGAGCCAAGAUAUAUGUUCAAAAGAUUAGCAGGCGUCGUGCAUUUCAUAUCAGCUGGUGCCGUUUUGGUAGUCAUAGAAGUAGUAGUUAAUUCAGUGCAAUAUGAAGAGCAAUUCCUACAAGACAGACAUCCAAAAGGAGCAAUUUGGUCCUAUGGAUAUUCAUUCGCCGUCGCUUGGAUGACCUUUGUCGUUUUAGUCGCCUGUGGAGCUACCUUUCUCAUUUGUUCCGGAAAGAAAAAAGGGGACCGAGCUACCCAAUCGAACGAUGACGAGCCGCAUAUUCUAGGAAGGAUGUAG
This is a messenger RNA of Uloborus diversus, 813 nucleotides long. Its product is annotated as voltage-dependent calcium channel gamma-8 subunit-like. Gene Ontology annotation, cellular component: plasma membrane. The transcript is spliced from 4 exons. The record is from RefSeq and is a predicted model, not a curated record. The coding region runs from base 1 to 813 and encodes 270 amino acids. NCBI's taxonomy places the organism in Eukaryota, Metazoa, Arthropoda, Arachnida, Araneae, Uloboridae.